AUGUUCUAAUGUAUUACAUUAUUUUGGUAUAUUUAAUAUUUAUAGGCAAUGUCAAAACAAAAUGAAAAACCACACAACAGUGAAUAAGUUUGUUCUCACUGGUCUGUCUGAUCUUCCAAGUCUUCAGCUUCCUCUGUUCCUGGUGUUUCUCCUGAUCUACCUUAUAACUCUGACUGGGAACCUUCUAAUUAUUCUCCUGAUCUUCACUGAUUCCCAUCUUCACACCCCCAUGUACUUCUUCCUUGGAACCCUGGCAGGUCUGGAUAUGAGUUACUCCUCAGUCACUGUCCCAAGAAUACUCUUUGAUUUACUCAGAGAAAGAAAAAUAAUUUCUAUGCGAUCUUGUAUAACUCAGUUCUACUUAUUUUUCUUUUUCAUUACAUCAGAGAUAUCUGUGUUGGCAGUGAUGUCCUAUGACAGAUACAUUGCCAUAUGUCGGCCUCUUCACUACAUGCAGAUAAUGAACUGGAAUGUUUGUGUUCAGCUUGUAUCAGGUGUGUUGGUUUUAAGUACAAUUAACUCCUUAGUGCACACUCUUUUUAUAACUAAACUGACCUUUUGUCUCCCAAAUAUUUUGCAAAGUUUCUUUUGUGACCUGCCCCAGUUGCUUGAGGUCUCCUGUAGUGACACAUUCAUCAAUGUAUUGUUUAUAUUUCUCGCUGGAAUACUGUUUGGAGUAGGAAUUUUAGGCAUCACCUUUUACCCAUACAUCCCUAUAAUCUCCACUGUAUUGAAAAUGACUUCAAAACACACAAGAGCCAAAGCUUUCUCCACCUGCUCCUCUCAUUUAACUGUGGUCUUUGUAUUUUACACUACUGUUUUCUUCAACUACUUUCGUUCAAAUGCAAAUGAUCAUUUAGUUGAGGCCAAAUUGGCUUCUGUUUUUUUUGCAACAGUAACUCCUUGUCUAAACCCUGUGAUCUACAGUCUGAGGAACCAAGAACUCAAAUUAUCCAUAAGAAGAGCUUUACAAAGACUACAAUAG
This is a messenger RNA of Xenopus laevis (African clawed frog), 985 nucleotides long. RefSeq names its product olfactory receptor 5B12. Bases 62 to 985 code for a protein of 307 amino acids. The transcript has a single exon. Lineage: Eukaryota; Metazoa; Chordata; Amphibia; Anura; Pipidae. The record is from RefSeq and is a predicted model, not a curated record.